This is a messenger RNA of Clonostachys byssicola, 2619 nucleotides long. Lineage: Eukaryota; Fungi; Ascomycota; Sordariomycetes; Hypocreales; Bionectriaceae. The record is from the annotation of a GenBank genome assembly.
AUGCUUAGCUCUCCGGAAGAGUCUGCGGGCAAUGCCCAGCAGAGCCAAAUUGAAGUCGACGCCGCUCCCCGCGAACCCCCCAUACCCGACAACUCCAAUGUCCCCAAGCCAAAACGCUUAGCCUGCAUGAUAUGCCGGAAACGAAAGCUCAAAUGCGAUGGCGUGAGACCCAGCUGUAGCACCUGUUCCCGCUUGGGACAUAUGUGCGCCUAUGAUGAACAGCGAAGGAAGAGCGGACCCAAGCGAGGUUAUGUCAAGGCGUUGGAGGAGCGUCUGAAACAAGUGGAGACCCUCUUGAAGACCCAAGAGCCGCGUACUGUGGCAGCUACUGCUACAGCAUCACAACAACCCAAGCCCAUGAGCAGCCUCCCGAUACACACUGGCCCUAGUCUGAAUGUGCACACAGGCGUACCCAAACUGUCAAUGCCGACAGAUUUAGGUAUGAUGGGUGGGAAUGACUGGGAUGUGGAUGGCGCCUUCAACACCAAUGGCUCUCCCCAACAGCAGCAACAAGCACAACCCAUGGACGAAUUCAAUUUCAAUGCCACCAUGGGCGUCAACAUGAAUAAUGUUGGGGGGGAAGAUUUCCCAUGGGAAAUGAUUGGAUUGGGGUUGGAGGAACCAUUACCGACGCAGGACACGAUUGACGAGCUUCACCAAGUUUACUUCGAGAAAGUCCACCCUUCAGUGCCUAUGAUUCAUAGAUACCGGUAUCUCGCAGCCAUGAAUCUCGCACCCCCUCGGCGUCCACCAGUAUGCUUGAGAUAUGCCAUGUGGACUUUGGCUUCCUCAAUUUCUGAGAAGUACAUGGGUAUGCGAGACCUCUUCUAUCAGAGAGCUCGCAAGUAUGUUGAGGCAGACUAUAUCAAAGGCUACGGAGAGCAUAUGAUUUCUGUGGCUCAUUGCCAGGCACACAUUCUCCUAUCAUGCUAUGAGAUGAGGAUGAUGUACUUUCCUCGUGCUUGGAUCAAUACAGGCUCAGCUAUACGACUUGCCCAAAUGAUUGGCUUACACCGACUCGAUGGCACCGGGUUGGAUGUAAAGCAGUGCUUACCUCCCCCGAAAGACUGGACGGAGCGUGAAGAACGAAGGCGCACAUUUUGGAUGGCGUUCUGCGAGGAUCGUUAUGCAAGCAUAGGAACUGGCUGGCCAAUGACGAUAGACGAGAAGGAUAUUAUGACAGACCUCCCUGCCUCGGAUGAGGCUUACGACAUGAGCCGACCCGAGCAGACGCUAAGCUUGCAAGACGCAACAGGUCCCCGUGGCGCCUCGAAACUCUCGCCGUUUGGUGCUGUGGUCCUCUUGGCGUCUCUUUUUGGCCGCAACCUCAUCCACCUCCAUCGUCCAGAUGCCGAUGAUCUCGAUAAUGAUUUGAAUGGCCCAUUUUGGAAGCGCCACCGAAAUCUGGAUAAUAUCAUCCUCAACACAUCUCUCUGCCUCCCACCACACCUCAAGUUACCAGAAGGCAUCGCAAAUCCCAACAUCGUCUUUACCAAUAUGGCAAUCCAUACAUCUACGAUAUGCCUUCACCAAGCUGCUAUUUUCAAGGCUGAGAAGAAUAAGCUCCCGGCUUCAGUUGGCGCCGAGAGCAAGGUUCGAUGUAUAACCGCUGCAAAUGAGAUUACCAGUAUAAUGAGGACUGUGUCGCACAUGGAUCUUGCAUCUAUGAACCCUUUCAUUUCCUUUUGCCUCUAUGUUGCGGCUCGGGUCUUUGUACAAUAUCUUAAGAGUCGGCCUGAUGAUGGCCAAUCCUCCGACUCGCUGCGGUUCCUAUUGUCGGCAAUGAAUGCGUUGAAGAGACGGAAUCCACUAACCGAGUCGUUCCUCGUCCAAUUGGACGUGGACUUGGAAGCCCUCGCAGCUCGGAUACCUAAGCUAAAAAAUGCUUUCCUUCGAGGAAAUGACACAAACGGAGGGCAAAGCGGGAACCCUGCUAAUGCACCUUGCAAUAAGACAGAUGGUUUGGGAGGUAUGCAAUCGUAUAAAUGCCAUUUCCUGAAGCCAAAGGAUGAUGACGGGAACCCGGUGAAUGCGCCCGAUCUCGUUGACGCAAUUCAUAACACCGAUACGAUACACAACAUCGAGGCAGUCACUUCAGCAGGUUUCAACUCACAGAACUGGUUAUCGGCCGAACAAUCCAUGUCGGGGCUUACACCAACCUCAGCAGUAGUCGGAGGCUUACAAAGCAUCGGAGGAAGCAGUGGCAGGGACAACCAAGCAUCAUCAGGUUCCCCAGAUGGACAAUCGAAUGGCCCAACACCCAACUCAAGUACUGGGAGCGGGGCGACUCAAGAUCCACGAUCUCGUCUUGCUCCAGGGGCCAUGGGUGGCUCUGGAGGGAACUCCUUUCAGGCGAGCCCCAUAUCUCCUCAUCAAAAUUUAAUGUCUCAGGCCGACGCGAGCAACUUUUUCGGGGCUCAUAGCGGAUUCACAAUGCCUUCAGGUAUGAACGAACAACAGGGCAGCUUUGACCUGUCGAAUGGCUGGGAUGCCAUGAAUGGACAAUCGGAGCUGCCCCCUCUUGGAGAGGGUGUUCUGAGAGCAAUCAUGGACAUGGGCUCAAUUGAUGCCAUGGAUUUGACCCCCUGGGAGUCAACUAAUGAGAAUAUGGGACGAUGA